CCACCUCCCUACUUCUUCUCCCUCCUUUUUGUCUGUAAUUUUCUUCAUUUACUACAGUCGUCGAUCUUCUUCCUUGUUUUUCAAAUGAGCUUCUCUUUCACAUAAUAAUCCCAACUCUCCAUUUCCAGGUCUCCGAUGGAGUGGACGACGGUGCAGCAUCUCGAUCUACGACACGUCGCGCGGGGCACCAAACCCCUCCAGCCUCAUGCCGCCGCCUUUCAUCCGCAUCAGGCCCUCGUCGCCGUCGCCAUCGGCAACUACAUCGUCGAAAUGGAUGCGUUGACGGGAAGCAAGAUUGCAUCUAUUGAUAUCGGUAUACCUGUUAUCCGCAUGGCAUAUAGUCCCACGAGUGGCCAUUCUGUCAUAGCGAUCCAUGAGGAUGGUACUAUUCGAUCCUGUGAUUUUGAUGCUGAACAAACUUGCGUGUUGCAUUCACCUGAGAAGAAGUUGGAUCAAAUUACUCCUGAUACAGAAGUCCAUCUUGCUUUGACACCUCUCCAACCUGUAGUGUUUUUCGGGUUCCAUAAAAGGAUGAGUGUUACAGUUGUUGGGACUGUUGAAGGAGGAAGGGCACCAACAAAAAUAAAGACAGAUUUGAAAAAACCUAUUGUGAAUCUUGCAUGCCACCCUCGCCAUCCCGUCCUGUACGUUGCUUAUGCAGAUGGUUUGAUUCGAGCAUACAACAUUCACACCUAUGCAGUUCAUUACACCUUACAGAUCGACAACACCAUAAAGCUUAUCGGUGCUGGAGCGUUUGGUUUUCACCCAACAUUGGAGUGGAUUUUUGUUGGUGAUAGACGGGGUACACUUCUUGCAUGGGAUGUUUCUACUGAGAGACCUAGUAUGAUUGGAAUUACACAAGUGGGUUCCCAACCAAUUUCUUCAGUUUCUUGGCUACCAAUGUUGCGGUUACUUGUAACUGUAACCAGGGAUGGAACUCUUCAAGUGUGGAAGACACGUGUUAUAAUUAAUCCAAAUAGACCUCCAAUGCAAGCGAAUUUCUUUGAACCAGCUGCAAUUGAAUCACUUGACAUCCCUCGCAUACUUUCUCAACAGGGUGGAGAAGCAGCUUACCCUUUACCGCGUAUCAAAACAUUAGAAGUUCACUCCAAACUGAAUUUGGCAGCGCUUCUGUUCAUAAAUAUGACAGGUGGAGACAAUGUGAAAAAUAGGGCCGCAUACACUAGGGAAGGAAGGAAACAACUGUUUGCAGUUUUGCAAGGGGCAAGAGGAUCCUCAGCGUCUGUUUUGAAAGAAAAGCUUUCAUCUUUGGGGUCGUCUGGAAUAUUAGCUGAACAUCAACUUCAAGCUCAACUACAAGAACAUCAUAUGAAAGGGCACAGUCAUCUUACAAUAUCAGACAUUGCUCGGAAGGCUUUUCUCCACAGUCAUUUCAUGGAAGGUCAUGCCAAAAGUGCCCCAAUAUCUCGGCUGCCUCUAAUUACUAUUGUAGAUUCUAAGCAUCAUCUGAAGGAUGCUCCUGUAUGUCAGCCAUUUCACCUGGAGCUAAAUUUCUUCAGUAAAGAGAAUCGGGUUCUUCAUUAUCCUGUCAGAGCCUUUUGUAUAGAUGGGUCAAACCUUAUGGCAUAUAAUCUGUCUUCUGGAGCCGAUAGUAUCUACAAGAGACUUCAUACAUCGGUUCCUGCAAAUGUGGAAUACCAUCCAAAGUACCUGUUCUACAGUAAAAGACGGCGCAUAUUUCUUGUUGUCUAUGAAUUUAGUGGUGCUACAAAUGAAGUUGUGCUUUAUUUUGAAAAUACUGAUUCUCAGGCAGCAAACAGUAAAUGCAGCACAGUAAAAGGUCGAGAUGCAGCAUUUAUUGGUCCCGAUGAGAAUCAGUUUGCAAUUCUUGAUGAUGAUAAGACUGGACUGGCUUUACAUAUACUGCCUGGAAAGGCUACUCCAGAAGCUAAUGAAAAAAAUCUACUUGCUGAUGAAAACCAAUCUAUGAAUACUGAUACUGCUGCCCCCCGAGGUCCAAUGCAAUUUAUGUUUGAAAGUGAAGUGGAUCGAAUCUUUUCCACUCCAAUAGAGUCAACUCUGAUGUUUGCUUCUCAUGGGGAUCAGAUUGGCUUGGCAAAGCUGGUUCAAGGAUACCGCCUUUCUAAUGCUGGUGGUCAUUAUAUAGCAACAACAAAUGAGGGGAGAAAGUCAAUCAAAUUGAAACUUGAUGAAAUUGUACUUCAGGUUCACUGGCAAGAAACUCUUAGGGGCUAUGUUGCAGGAAUAUUAACUACACAAAGAGUUCUUAUAGUUUCAGCAGAUCUAGAUAUACUGGCAGGAAGUUCUGCAAAAUUUGAUAAAGGACUUCCUUCAUUUAGAUCACUUUUAUGGGUUGGGCCUGCACUUCUCUUUUCUACUACCACUGCAGUUAGUGUGCUUGGUUGGGAUGGGAAAGUGAGGACUAUACUCUCUCUCAGUAUGCCUUAUGCAGUUUUGGUUGGUGCGCUGAAUGACCGGUUGUUGCUUGCUACCCCAACAGAAAUAAAUCCCAGACAAAAGAAGGGAGUUGAGAUUAAGAGUUGUCUUGUUGGGCUCCUUGAACCUCUUCUUAUUGGAUUUGCCACAAUGCAAGAAAGAUUUGAGCAGAAGCUUGACCUGCCAGAGAUAUUGUAUCAAAUAACAUCAAGGUUUGACAGCCUGCGUAUCACUCCAAGGUCUCUUGAUAUUCUGGCCAGAGGCUCUCCUGUUUGUGGAGAUCUUUCUGUCUCAUUAUCUCAAGCAGGACCACAGUUCACACAGGUAUUGCGUGGUGUCUAUGCUAUCAAAGCUCUCCGCUUUUCUACUGCUUUAUCUGUUUUAAAAGAUGAAUUUCUGCGCUCUAGAGAUUAUCCAAGGUGUCCUCCAACCUCUCAUCUGUUCCACCAGUUCCGGCAGUUGGGCUAUGCAUGUAUCAAGUUUGGUCAGUUUGAUAGUGCAAAAGAGACCUUUGAAGUCAUAGCAGAUUAUGAAAGUAUGCUCGAUCUGUUUAUAUGCCACCUUAACCCCAGUGCCAUGCGGCGUCUUGCUCAAAAAUUGGAAGAAGAUGGCACUGAUUCAGAACUGAGGAGAUACUGUGAGAGGAUCUUAAGAGUGCGCUCUACUGGAUGGACUCAAGGCAUUUUUGCUAACUUUGCUGCUGAGAGUAUGGUUCCGAAGGGUCCUGAAUGGGGUGGUGGGAACUGGGAAAUCAAAACCCCAACUAAUAUGAAGGCAAUACCUCAAUGGGAACUGGCUGCCGAGGUGAUGCCAUACAUGAGGACUGAUGACGGUGCCAUUCCAUCCAUUAUUGCUGAUCAUAUUGGUGUUUACUUGGGUUCCAUCAGAGGACGAGGCAACAUUGUAGAAGUAAGGGAAGAUAGCUUGGUCAAAGCUUUCAAACCCGCAGGUGGUGAUAAUAAGCCAAAUGGUCUUCAAGACUCUUCAGUGACAUCUACAUCUAAUAUGUCCAAGGGAGUGCCUGGUGGUGGUUCAUUGAUGGGUCUUGAAACACUCACCAAACAAGUAGCCAGUUCCACCGCGGCAGAUGAACAGGCUAAAGCUGAAGAAGAAUUUAAGAAAUCUAUGUAUGGUGCAGCUGAUGGUAGCAGCAGUGAUGAGGAGGGAACUUCAAAAACUAAAAGGUUACAGAUUCGGAUAAGAGACAAGCCAAUUGCGUCUACCACAGUAGAUGUUGAUAAGAUCAAAGAAGCCACGAAGCAAUUCAAACUUGGUGAGGGGUUGGCUCGCCCCAGCAGAACCAAGUCAUUGACUGGAUCCCAGGACUUAAGCCAGAUGUUAUCCCAACCGCCUCCAGCCAGUAGUGGUUUUCCAAAUGCUCGUGUAGGUUCUGCCCCUGGUGAUCUGUUUGGUAUGGAUGCACCAACACAACCUGCAACUGUAUCACAGCAAGCUCCUGUACCAGGUGUGGGAAUGACAGCUGGACCAAUUCCAGAGGACUUUUUCCAAAAUACCAUACCGUCCUUCCAGGUUGCAGCCUCACUGCCCCCUCCUGGAACCUAUCUUUCAAAGAUGGAUCAAGCCUCUCAGGGGGCUGAAAGAAAUACGGAAACACUUAACCAGGUCAAUGCACCCAAAGCCCAUAUAGAUCUUCCUGAUGGUGGUGUUCCCCCUCAAGCUACUCAACAGGGUGUUCCACUGGGGUCCUUUGGACUUCCUGAUGGUGGGGUUCCACCACAAGCCCCAAGCCAGGCUACUGUUCAACAGACUCAGGUUCAGUUAGCUCAACCUCCAAUAUCCACUCAGCCUCUUGAUCUAAGUGCCCUUGGCAUUCCGAAUUCUGCCGAUAAUGGAAAACCUACUGGGCAGCCUCCUUCACCACCGUCUGCUGUGCGUCCUGGACAGGUUCCCCGUGGAGCAGCCGCUCCUAUAUGCUUUAAGACUGGCGUAUCCCACCUUGAGCAGAAUCAACUUUCGGACGCAUUAUCCUGCUUCGAUGAAGCUUUUCUUGCACUAGCGAAGGACCACUCUCGCGGAGCUGAUAUCAAAGCACAAGCGACCAUCUGUGCUCAAUAUAAGAUAGCAGUCACUCUUCUCCAGGAAAUUGGCCGGCUUCAGAGAGUCCAUGGCCCUAGUGCAAUUAGUGCAAAAGAUGAGAUGGCAAGACUAGCACGCCACCUGGGUUCUUUGCCUCUUCUGGCAAAGCACAGGAUAAAUUGUAUUCGAACUGCCAUUAAGAGGAAUAUGGAAGUGCAAAAUUAUGCUUAUUCAAAACAGAUGCUUGAACUCCUGCUGUCCAAAGCACCUCCAAGUAAGCAGGAUGAGCUAAGGAGCUUGGUUGACAUGUGUGUUCAAAGGGGUCUGUCCAACAAGUCCAUUGAUCCUCUUGAAGACCCUUCCCAGUUCUGUGCGGCCACACUUAGCCGUCUGUCAACCAUUGGAUACGAUGUUUGUGACCUUUGUGGGGCUAAAUUUUCGGCUCUCGCAACGCCUGGUUGCAUUAUAUGCGGUAUGGGAAGCAUCAAAAGAUCAGAUGCACUUACAGGGCCGGGGCCUGUUCCUUCGCCGUUCGGUUGAGGUUUAAAUCUCAUCAAUAGGGUUCUUUACCGUCUGGCUUGGGUUCCAGACAUUGUAGAGGACCUGUGGACAGACUGAGAUAAUACCACUGCCCAUUAGAUAAUGUAUCAUAUACCUGUGUAUUUGAGGUUUUUUUUUUAUUUUGGUCUGAUGUGUAUUUGAGUUCGAUGUCAUGCCUUUGUGAUUAUUUUAUGUUCCAUGUAGUUAUUCCCAUUUUAUUGUCAAUUUCUCAUAAUCCACCCUUAUAUUGUCAUAGCAAAAUCAUUGAUAUUCCCAGUUUUGUAAUACUAAUUUGUACCGACCUGGAUAUGAGUAAAUGACAAAUUUAUUCUUUGUUC
Rosa chinensis is the source of this 5333-nucleotide messenger RNA. RefSeq lists its product as uncharacterized. The transcript has 25 exons. The coding region runs from base 136 to 4995 and encodes 1619 amino acids. Gene Ontology annotation, cellular component: autophagosome membrane. Gene Ontology annotation, biological process: autophagosome assembly. Gene Ontology annotation, molecular function: protein binding. The record is from RefSeq and is a predicted model, not a curated record. Lineage: Eukaryota; Viridiplantae; Streptophyta; Magnoliopsida; Rosales; Rosaceae.